AAAGAUGGCCAGAAAGAUCCUCACAAAUACCAGGGAGAGAUGGAGGCAGCAAAAUGUCAACAAUGCCUUUGCCAGGCUGAGGAAGCUCAUCCCCACUCACCCCCCAGAUAAAAAGCUGAGCAAGAAUGAAACCCUGCGACUAGCAAUGAGGUACAUCAACUUCCUGGCCAGCGUCCUGGGGGAGCAAGGUCUGCCGCAGACAGGAAUGGCCCCUCCUGGAAGCGUCUUGGGACUAUUCCAGCAAGUGCCCUGCUUGCCAACCCCAGAGGACAUGACUCCCCUCGGAGACUCUAGGGUUCCCUCCCCUGAGCCAGACAGCCACCUCCCAGAGUACUGGCCAGAACCUUCAGUUACAGAACACUGAGCAGGGAGAAGUCUUCUGGAUUUUCUUACCUCCCACUCCCAACCACACCACUCCCCAAAGCAACCUACUGCUCAAGGGCCUUAUUUUGCUCCAUAGUUUGUUUUGUGAAUAAAGUAUAAGAUAUGAUGCUACACAGGCACAGUAUUUGUUGAUACCCUUGAUUAUGUAAAUCUAGUUACCGUUUUUGUAAGAG
Molecule: messenger RNA, 557 nt
Organism: Sarcophilus harrisii (Tasmanian devil)
Lineage: Eukaryota; Metazoa; Chordata; Mammalia; Dasyuromorphia; Dasyuridae
Gene: TAL2
Product: TAL bHLH transcription factor 2
Exons: 1
Coding region: 5-364 (119 amino acids)
Biological process (GO): regulation of transcription by RNA polymerase II
Molecular function (GO): RNA polymerase II cis-regulatory region sequence-specific DNA binding; DNA-binding transcription factor activity, RNA polymerase II-specific; protein dimerization activity
Source: RefSeq, a predicted model, not a curated record